Messenger RNA from Saccharomycodes ludwigii, 501 nucleotides. It is a transcript of the gene NHP2, whose product is annotated as snoRNA-binding protein NHP2. The coding region runs from base 1 to 501 and encodes 166 amino acids. The transcript has a single exon. Gene Ontology annotation, biological process: ribosome biogenesis; snRNA pseudouridine synthesis; rRNA pseudouridine synthesis. Lineage: Eukaryota; Fungi; Ascomycota; Saccharomycetes; Saccharomycodales; Saccharomycodaceae. Gene Ontology annotation, cellular component: nucleolus; box H/ACA snoRNP complex. Gene Ontology annotation, molecular function: box H/ACA snoRNA binding. The record is from RefSeq and is a predicted model, not a curated record.
AUGGGGAAAGAUAAGAGCAGCAAAAAAUCUAGCACCACCACCACUGAAAAGAAGGUAAAGGAAACUACCACCGAAACAGAUUUAUACGAAGCUAGACUACCGGCUUUAGUUCCAUUUGCUGAACCAUUGGCUUCCAAGAAAUUGAACAAAAAAAUAUUGAAAACGGUUAAAAAAGCUUCUAAAGCUAAGAAUGUUAAGCGUGGUGUUAAAGAAACUGUCAAAGCCUUAAGAAAGGGUGAAAAGGGUUUAGUUAUUAUUGCAGGUGACAUUUCUCCACUUGAUGUUAUUUCUCAUUUGCCAGUUUUGUGUGAAGAUAACCAUGUUCCAUUUGUUUUUAUUCCAUCCAAACAAGAACUGGGUUCUGCUGGUUCUACCAAGAGACCAACUUCUGUUGUUUUUAUCGUUCCAGGCAGUAACAAAAAGGGUGAUAAAAAAAAGGAAGAGGAAUACAAACCGUAUUAUGAAGAGGUCAUGAAGGAAGUCAAGUCUUUAGCCUCUUAG